Strigops habroptila (Kakapo) is the source of this 9388-nucleotide messenger RNA. RefSeq lists its product as uncharacterized. NCBI's taxonomy places the organism in Eukaryota, Metazoa, Chordata, Aves, Psittaciformes, Psittacidae. Bases 44 to 9388 code for a protein of 3114 amino acids. The record is from RefSeq and is a predicted model, not a curated record. The transcript has 28 exons. Gene Ontology annotation, biological process: regulation of DNA-templated transcription.
GCGCCGCUCCCCCGCCCGCUGCCGCGAAGCCCGGCGGAGGCGGAUGCAAUUCCCCGGCUGCCCCUGGCUCCUCGGCGGGGCGGCGGGGCCCGGCCCGCAGCGCGCAGGCACCGACAGCGGCUCCAGUCCCGGCCCCGAUACCGGCCCCGGCGCGGCGGCGGGCGGCAGCGCGGUCCCGCUCCGCUCCGCGCUCUCCCCGCCGCGGCCCGGGCCCAGCUGCCGGGGCCCGGCCCAGCACCGCGGGGCCAUGGCCGAGUGGGCGCCCGCCCAGGUGCAGGAAUGGAACGUGGAAGCCCCCCACCUGAUGCCGCUGCAGCCGCCGCUGCUGCCAGAGCGGGCACACGUGCGAGAGGCGCAGCUCCACUCUGCUGAGGCCUCGCUCUGGACAGUGGUGGCCACGGUGCAGGCAAUGGAGAGGAAGAUUGACCUCCUCGCCACCCGCCUGCUCAGCCUGGAGGGUCGGUCUGGCACGGCUGAGAAGAAGCUCCUGGACUGUGAGAAGACAGCCAUGGAGUUUGGGAACCAGCUGGAGAGCAAGUGGGCUGUGCUGGGCACCCUCAUCCAGGAGUACGGGCUGCUCCAGCGGCGCCUGGAGAACGUGGAGAACCUCCUGAAGAACAGGAACUUCUGGGUGCUGCGGCUGCCCCCCGGCCCCCGGGGCGAGGUCCCCAAGGUGCCGGUGACGUUUGUUGACAUUGCUGUCUACUUCUCGGCGGAGGAGUGGAAGAAUUUGGAGGAGUGGCAGAAAGAGCUGUACAAUAACCUGGUGAAGGAGAACUAUGAGUCUUUGAUCUCCCUGGAUGGUGUCCUCUCCAGAAGUGAGGCGCAGCCCCGCAGCGAGCGCCCAGAGGGACCCUGCGUCCCUGAGCAGAGGGACCUGGAGCAGAGGGAGCUGCCGACGGAUACCUGUGCGGAGUCGCUGAUCUCCACCUCCGACAUCCUGUCCCGGAUCAAGCAGGAGGUGGCCUUCGUGGGGGAGCAGCAGUUCACAGAGGAGCGGGCGAUGCCGGCAGACCCCUGCGCAGGCGCAGAUGCCCUGAUCACUGCCCACGACUUCUUGUCGUGGAUCAAGCAGGAGGAAGAGCCCUGCGUCCGCGAGCCAUGGGAGCUGCCGGAGCGGGAGAUGCUGACAGGCCCUGGUCCUGCUGGCGAUGGGCUGCUGGUGAAGACAGAGGAGCGGUGCCCGCAUGCUGAGCCUCCUGAGGAGGUGGGAUUGCCAGGCAGCUCUGGGGAGCUGCUCUUCCCCAGCGCAGGCUUUGGGAACCCUGAGGGACAGGCAGCGGUGACACCAGCUCCAGCGGUGGCUCUGCCAGCACAGCACAGACUGGGCAAAGCUCCGGGCUCAGAGCCAGGGCCGGGAGCCGAGGCGGCGGGUCCCACCGCGACACCGGGACCUGCUGAGGAGCGGCCGCACGGCUGCACCGAGUGCGGGAAGAGCUUCAGCGGGAAGAAGAGCCUGCGGAUCCACCAGCGGAGCCAUGCGGCCGAGCGCCCAUACCCCUGUGCCGAGUGCGGCAAGAGCUUCAACUGCCACUCGGGGCUGGUGCGGCACCAGAUGAUCCACCGUGGCGAGCGGCCCUACAAGUGCACCGAGUGCGGCAAGUGCUACAGCCGCAAGGAGCACCUGCAGAACCACCAGCGCCUGCACACGGGCGAGCGGCCCUUUGCCUGCGCCGCCUGCGGCAAGAGCUUCAUCCGCAAGCAGAACCUGCUCAAGCACCAGCGCAUCCACACCGGAGAACGGCCCUACCAGUGCCCGGCCUGCGGACGCAGCUUCCGCUACAAGGAAUCCCUCAAGGAUCACCAACGGGUCCAUGGGGCUGAGGUGGGGGCCCCCCCACUGCCGCCCUCUGGCAUCAUGCCCCCCGGGGACGCAGAGCCACGGCCGCAGGCACAGGCCAGGUACACACGCACCCCCCUUACCACGCACGGGUGUAUCUGCACCUCCCUCCCCGGGCGCCAGCCACCCAUGCCCCUUUGUACCUUCCCCACACUCACGGUGGGGACCCGGGCGCCCUGCACACCUCCCGUGACCCAGGCAGGUCCCUCUCACAUCGUUCCCCACGCGCACGCCCCACUGUCCGUGGCCGGGCACCCGCCGCGUGGCCGGAGCCCCGCAGGCACAACCAUGUCCUUGGCGGGACGGCGUCCCUGCCCGUCCCUAGCUGUUGGUGAGGAAGAGCCGUCUGUGUCUGGAGGCAGAGCCACGCGGCCGGCCCCGACGCCGGCCCCGGCCCCGGUUCCCAAAAGGGCUUCGGCUGGGCACGGCGGUCUCUCCCCAGCUGGUGCUCCCGGCCUGUGGCUCAGGGAAGCUGGGCUCGGCUUUGGGCUGCUCGAGGAGCGGGCUGGGGUCCGGCCGGGGAUCGGCCGGCGGCGCCUGGCUCUGCCGGGCGCUGGCCCUCUCCUGGCGCAGGUAGCGCAGCUCGUCGCGGAUGUCCGUGAGGACACCCAGCAGGCGGAACUGGAGCUCGCGGUCGCGGGCCCUCUCCUCGCGCUGGGUGGCCCGCUCCUCCUGCCACAUGGCCAGCUCCUGGUGGUACAGCUGGUCCCACUGCUCCUCCAGGUCCAGCAGGUGAUGGAUGUUAGUCCUCCAGCUCUCCCGGCGGUCCUCCCGCAGGCGGGAGCAGCCCAAGCCGCGGGUCGGGCCAGGGGCAGCGGGAGCAUCCCCUGGGGGGGAGGCAGAGGAGGGCAGCGACUCCUCGGUCAGGGCGCCGUGCAGCGGGGAGCGGGCCGGGGGCUCCUCCUCUGCCGCCGCCUUCUCCCAGACAUGGGGGCCUCGGGCCCGGGCUGCAUCCCCACGGCCCCGCCGUGGCCUCUCUCCACCUCCCGGCCUUCCCGUUCCUCCUCCUCUGACAUGGAGGCGGCUUCAGACCCAUACAGGGCGCUGAAAUGCCGGACCACAUUCCAGACCAGCGUCUCAGUCUCGUCAUUGGAGAAGUUGGCCUUCCUCUUCCGGCCAGACGCUGGCAUCGCCUGCGAGGCUGCGGCAGAGGUGGAAGGGGCACAAUUGAACCUCGGUCCCCACUCCUCUCUGUCAGCUCCUGGGGGGAACAUGGGGCUGCGGGAGCCCGAGGGAGCCGCGGAGGAGGGAGCCGAAGCAAGAGCCCCCGAGGCAUCCAUGGCAGGGGAGGCUUGGGCCGGGGAGGAUCUAAAGAGCCGCUUCGACACACCACGCGGCAGGGGGGCACCUCAUCCCCUCGCCCCGGCUCGAGAGCACCUGGGAGGGGAGAAAAGGAAAGGGCAGCGGUGGGUGGUGGCAGCGCGGGGUGAUGGCGAGGGCCCCCAGCCCUCUCCAACCAGAGGCACCUGGGGGCCCCCAGCCAGCUACCACGGGGGCCACGGAGAGGGUCGUGGUCACGGCACGGGCCAUGGCAAGCACCUCAGCCACAGCAUGUGCUUUGGGGCCAUGGCAGGGCUGCACUGCUGCGAGCUCUCCACCGUCUUCACCAUCCGCUGCCCCCUCGUCCCCAUCUGCUGGCUCCCCAUCACGCUCCAGCUCCUUGUCCCUCAGUGUGCGGCGCUCCAGCUGCUCCUGGCUGAGCAAGCCGCGUGCUGGGGCCUCGGUACUGGCGUCGGGACUGAAGCCAGCAGCACGGAAGCAGCUGGCAAUGUGCCCAGGGUGCACAUCACCCCAUGCCUGUGCCAGCAUGUGCAGAACAUCCAGGAGGGUCGGCUGCCCCACACCACGCUCUGCUGGCAGCCACCUCAGCAACCGGCGCCGGUAGUGGCCCUUGAGGUCACUGGCAAUGCCGCGGUCCAGGGGCUGGACGAGGGUGGUGGCCGGCGGGAUGAAGACCAUCCUGACAUUGGAAAGCUGGAGGUAGGGGUGCGCCUCAUGCUUGCUGAGGAGGAGGAGGAUGCACUUCCCCUGCCGCCGCAUCCCCUCAUUGAACUCCCGCAGCCACUCAGCAAAGAGGGAGGCGGUCAUGCUGGCCAGGCUGCUGGCACGUGGCUUCUUGAAGGCGAGGUUGUUGCGCGUCCCGAAGCGAGCCAGCCUGCCACUGCUGGGCUCUGGGUCGGGCUGGCCCAGUGCCUCGGCAAGGUGUUUGGCCUUGAGCUGGAGGAGCGGGCGACUGACAGGCAGGUCAGUGGGUCACCGUUGCGGUGCCACUCGCUCAGGAUCCGCUCCUUGUUCUUGAUGAUGCGGCAGAUCUGGGGCUGUGACACCCCGAAGCGCUUGGCCAGCUCAUUCUGUGACACCUUGGGGCCCUCCAGCAUCUCUAGCACCCGUACCUUCUCUGUCAGUGACAGCUCCUUCCGCUCCUUCCGGGGUGCUGCCGUUGUCCCCUCUGCCGUCCCCGAGGAGCGGCCGGCACAGGGCGCUGGGCGGCAGGGGCCACCCGUGGCCCCCAGCCCCACUGCCGCCCUCUGCCGCCACCCACCAGGCCGGUGCUGCCGCCAACGUGCCGCCGGCCCCGCUCCCGGCCAGGCUAUGACCUGCAGCGCCAGGGCUGGUACCGGGCAGGACCCGCAAGCCUCACCCAGGGCGACGGGGCGCGCGGGGUCCUCCUUCAUGGCACCGGCACCGUCCCGGUCGGUCCUUGGGGAGACACGGCGGCUGCUCCCGGUGCUGCUCCUGGCAAGGUCUCCCCUGCGGGCGGGACAACAGCGGUUGCACGAUGCGCCGCACCGGGAUGACGGCGCAGGGCCGGCCAGCGCGGGCACGGGGAGCCGGCGGUGCCCGCGGGGCCGACGGGGGACGGGGCGCGGUCGCGGCCAGCGAGCCCCGGUGGGCCGCGGUACCACCGCUGGUGCCAUACCUGGGCCAGGCCCCGUCCCGUCCGGCCCCGCCCGGUGGGUCCCGGUGCAGCCCCGACCACGCCGCUCCCGCCCCGCGCGGCCCCGCUGCCAAAGGCGGGAGCGCGCUCCCCGGCACGCCCGAAACCCCGCCCUCCCGGCUCCGCUCUACUCUGCCAUUGGCCCGCCGUCCGCGGGUGCCUCGCGGAUUGGCCUCGCCACAGCCCAAUCAAUCAGCGCGGGGUCGGGGAUGCGGCUUUGGGCGCUCCGGUGCGCGGUCCCUCCCGUCUCUGGCGCCGGGCCCGCGCAGCCGCCCGCUCCGCUCCGCCUCGCCCCGUUCCGCCGCUGCCGCCCGCCGCCCCCCGCCGCCCUCCGCAGGGCCAUGGCCGACUGGGCCCCCGCUCAGGACCUGGAGUGGGACAUGGAGUCCCAGGAGCUGGCCCUGGAGCAGCCACUGCCCGCCCCGGAGCAGGGCCCUGCCGCCGAGACCGAGCUGCCGGCCGCUGAGAUCUCCCUAACGUUGGUCGCUGAGAUCCAGGCCGUGGACAGGAAGGUGGAUGCCCAGGCAGCGCAGCUGAUGAACCUGGAGGGGAGGAUGAGGAUGGCGGAAACCAAGCUGAUUGGUUGCGAGAAGACGGCAGUGGAGUUUGGGAACCAGCUGGAGAGCAAGUGGACAGCCCUGGGCACCCUCAUCCAGGAGUAUGGGCAGCUGCAGAAGAGGCUAGAGAAUAUGGAGAACCUGCUGAAGAACAGGAACUUCUGGAUCCUGCGGCUGCCCCCAGGGGCGAAGGGGGAGGUCCCCAAGGUCCCUGUGUCAUUCAACGAUGCUUCCUUUAACUUUUCUGAGGAGGAGUGGAAGAGCUUGAAUGAGUGGCAGAAGGAGCUUUACAGGCAUAUCAUGAAAGGCAACUACGAGGCCGUCAUUUCAAUGGAUGCGGCCAUUUCGAAGCCAGACCUUCUGUCACGGAUUGAGCAAGGAGAGGAUCCCAACGCGGAGGAUCAGGAUGACUCUGAGGGAGGAGAAACCCCUACAGACCCCAGCACUGAGUUUUCCUUUCCUGGUCCUGAUGACUGCUCAUGGAGUAAAUAUGAAGAGGCUCUGGCUGAAAGCCAUGAUGGCUCUGAAGAAGAAGAAGAAGAAAGCAUGGAAGUCCCUUGUACAUAUGAACAGCAGUGUGAUGAGGAAGGUUCCGAAAUCCUUGAGCUUCCUAGCUCCUUGGCAGGAAAGUGGGAAGAGGUUUUCUCAAGCCCAGAGGAGGAGAUAAAGCCAAGCAGCAAGAGCCGGAGUGGAUCAACCUCGCAGCAGAGAACAGGCAAUGGGCUGAGGCGCUCCUCUCGCCGCGGGAGAGACUUGGCCAAGAAGGAUGCUCCUGAGGAUGUGGCUGCAGUAGAAGGGCCAUACAUCUGCUGCGAGUGUGGGGAGAGCUUCCUGGACAAGCAACUGUUUGCCACCCAUCAGAAAGCGCACGCCAGUGAGGAAGCCUGCACUUCCCUUGAGCACGGAGAAGGCUUCAGGCAGAAAUCCAAAACAAAAGGCCAAGGGUCUUCCCGCUCCAAACAGUCCAAACGCUCCGAUGGGGAGAAGAGCUCUGGUUUCAAGUACGGUUUUGUCAGGCACCAGGUGAACAACAUGGUGGAGAGACCCUACACCUGCUCCCAGUGCAAGGAGAGCUUCAGCCUGGAAGUGAGCCUGAUCUUGCACCAGAAGCUCCAUACGGGGAAGGGCGACGGGCCGCUGACGUGCACCUACUGCGGGAAGGACUUCCGUGACCUCUCCAAAGCCAUCCGCCACCAGCGCAUCCACACAGGGGAGAGGCCGUACCAGUGCACCGAGUGUGGGAAGAGCUUCAUCCGGCGGGACCACCUGCUCAAGCACUGGCGGGUCCACACCGGGGAGACCCCCUACCAGUGCCCCGUCUGCGGGAAGCACUUCCGCUACAAAGAGUCUCUGAAUUGCCACCAGAAAAUCCAUUCCCGCAACCCCCGGCCCAUGGAGGAUUCCCAGCUCAGCCUGGAGUCGGGCACUCAGACCGGCCAUUUGUGUGUGAAAAAAGAAACUAAGCAGUAUUGCUGGUUCGUGGUCGUGUUUUGUAAUAACUUUUGUAAAGUCUGUCAAUACAGUGUUUCCAUUCUGAAGCUCGUGUCGGUCCCCCCGUUCCUCUCGCAGCCCCGCCCCGCACGCGGGACGCAUGGACCCGACCCCGGGGCACCCCCCACGUUCCCCCAGGCCCGUUCCCCGCGUCGCGGGGCCGAUGGCGGCGCCGGGCCGGGCCGGGCGGUUCUGGCAGGGGGGGCCCCGACGGUGCGCGGCGGCCCGCGCGCGGUGAUGCCGUCGAUGCGACAGGGGGCGCUGCGGUGGCGGCGGGCGCCCCGCUCCGCCCCGCCCGGCGCGGCCCCCGGCGCGGCCCGCGCGCGACGGCGGCGGCCCGCCCGCCCCCUGCCGGCUCGGCGGGGCAGCGGCGGGGCCGGAGCGCCCAGCGCGGAGCGGCGGAGCCGGGACCCGGAGCCGCUGCUCGGUCUCACGUCGCCGCCCCUUCGGCCCCCCCACCUCCGCCCCCCGCCUUCCCCGGUCGGAACGAGCGAGCGGGCGCUGGAACCUCCCGGCCGCGGCCCCCGGGGCCCCGGGCAGGGAACAAAGGGCCAUGGCCGAGGGGCUCCCGCUCAGGCACCGGAGCCGGUGCAGCAGCCGCGCUAUUCCUCACCCCUCCGGCCGGUGGCUGGGCACGAGCGUACCUCGGAGCAGGAGACACAGACAGCUGAGCUGUCCUUGACGGUGGUGGCAGCAGUGCAGGCGGUGGAGAGGAAGGUGGACUCCCAUUCUACCCGCCUGCUCGACCUGGAGGGUCGGACGGGGAUGGCGGAGAAGAAGCUGAUAGACUGUGAGAAGACGGCGGCAGAACUAGGGAACCAGCUGGAGAGCAAGUGUGCGGCGCUGGGCACCCUCAUCCAGGAGUACGGGCUGCUCCAACGGCGCCUGGAGAACAUGGAGAACCUCCUGAAGAACAGGAAUUUCUGGAUCCUGCGGCUGCCCCCGGGCAGGAAGGGGGAAGUCCCCAAGGUGCCGGUGACGUUUGACGACGUGUCCGUCUAUUUCAAUGACAAGGAAUGGGAGAAGCUGGAGGAGUGGCAGAAGGAGCUGUACAAGAAUGUGAUGAAGGGGAACUAUGAGUCGCUGAUCUCCCUGGACUAUGCAAUUUCCAAACCCGGUGUCUUGUCUCAGAUUGAGCAAGGAGAGGAAUCGCGCGUCAGGAACGAGCCAGACUUGGAGGAGAGUGAGAUCAUUACCGAUGCCACUGCAGCUGGUAUAAGGGUUGUGAUCAAAACAGAGGAGCUCCUUCCUGAAGACAGCCCUGAAAACCCCGAGCUGCACGGGAUGUCAGGGCAGUCGGAGGGGAGCUUACAGAGUCCGGAUGAGGAGGCAGCCUGCGAGAGCCCCUACGGCUCCGUCUCGCCUCCGAGGGACCUCCCGGGAACCAGCCUGGGUGACUCGUCUGAGUACGUAUCUGACUUCAAUGAGAUCCAGAGAGUCAUCGUUCACCAUGGGAGUUGCGCAGAGGAUGGGAUCGUGAUCAAGACGGAGGAAGAGGAGGAGGAGGAGGAGGACCCUGACACUCUGGAGCCAUGUGACAUGUUCUCAGGCAGGAGUGAGCCGCCAGCAUUCCCCAGCCACGAGGCCGGGCUGGGCUGCGAGGCGCAGUGCAGCUCCAAAACACAGCCCAGGAGCCUGGUGGCCACCCGUGUGAGGAAACCCCCAGCGUGCGAGAGGGACUCUGGAGACAUGAAGCCAGCCGUCGCCCAGCAGCGGAACCGGACGAGGGAGAGACCCUACAUCUGCCCCGAGUGCGGGAAGAGCUUCAUGCUCAAGAUCAACUUCAUGAUCCACCAGCGCAACCACCUCAAGGAAGGGCCCUACGAAUGCCACGAGUGCGACCUCAGCUUCCGCAACAAGCAGCAGUUCCUGCUGCACCAGCGCAGCCACACGCGCCGGGGCGUGGGGGUCCCCCGGCGCCCUGAGCAUGGUCUCAAGCCCCAGUCACGGCCCCCACCUCCGGGGAAGCCCUACAAGUGCUCUGAGUGCGAGAGCAGCUUCAGCCACAAGUCGAGCCUCAGCAAACACCAGAUCACACACGUCGGGGAGCGGCCCUUCACCUGCGGCGAGUGCCGGCGGAGCUUCCGCUUGCAGAUCAGCCUCAUCAUGCACCAGAGGAUCCACGCCGGCAAAAGUGAGAUGGCCUUCCUCUGUCCCCAGUGCGGGAAGAACUUCACCCGGCCCUCCCACCUCCUGCGGCACCAGCGGACUCACACCGGCGAGCGGCCCUACCAGUGCAGCCAGUGCGAGAAGACCUUCAGCGAGAAGUCCAAGCUCACCAACCAUUACCGCAUCCACACCCGGGAGCGCCCGCACGCCUGCGCCGUCUGCGGGAAGGGCUUCAUCCGCAAGCACCACCUCCUGGAGCACCAACGCAUCCACACGGGCGAACGGCCCUACCACUGCACCGAGUGCGGCAAGAACUUCACCCAGAAGCAUCACCUCCUGGAGCACCAGCGGGCGCACACCGGCGAGCGGCCCUACCCCUGCACCGAGUGCACCAAGUGCUUCCGCUACAAGCAGUCCCUCAAGUACCACCUGAGGACGCACAUGGGAGAGUGA